AUGACGACGGUGGCAGCUCUCUCUCUGCUGCCCACCUCGCUCUACAGACCCAGCACCAAAAUAUACACCAAGAGGGUAAGCUUCAAUCAGCCAUUAGGGAUCACAAUUUCUGCCCAGAGCCAUUGUAUUCUUCGUCCAGAGUAGCCAAUGUAUUUCCCUGUGAUAACUAAUGGGUGCCCGGAAUUUGCAGAGUGUUCCUGGGAGAUGUGGAUUUAGGGUGGUGGCGGUGUUCGGAGAGGAAGGUGUAGGCGGUGGCGGAAGCCUGGAGAGGAAGAGCACCUGGGAAGCUAUAUUUGAUGUGGAGGACCCCAGGCCGCUGCAGCCGUCGUCCAAGGGGAAGUUCCUAGACGCGAACCAAGCUCUGGAAGUGGCCAGAUUUGAUAUUCAGUACUGUGACUGGAGGGCUCGCAACGAUCUGCUCGCUAUAAUGCUUCUUCACGAGAAGGUGACGAUGACUCCAUCGCUUACCCUUCCAUAUUAUCUCUUUUUUACCUCUCUGCCAUGUUUUUUUCUCGCUGCUGAUUGCUUGAGGAUAAUUUAUCUGAUUUGUGUACACUGUUCAGAUGAACACAAGUCCGUAUAUAAUAUGAAAGUUUGCCGUUUCAUUUAUAGAUGAUAACUUAGAUCAUUGUCUAAGUGGAAGCACAAUCUUCUCAUCUCUGACGACUUCUGGGCUAAUCCGGUGGCAUUCAUGAAAGGAGAUCCCAAAAUUAUUGAUCUUGAACCUCUUCAGAGCACCAUUAGCAGAUCGCAAUCUUUCAAAGCUCGGAGUUUCCCAAAAUGGGUGACCCCCCAUCUGCUAUCUUGUGGCUAAAUCAUCAUUCAUGGAUUCAGGUUGUGGAGGUCCUCAACCCUCUAGCGAGGGAGUACAAGUCGAUCGGAACCAUGAAGAAGGAGCUGGCGGAGUUGCAGGAGGAAUUAGCUCAGGCCCAUCAACAGGUCUGAAAAUAUCUAUACUUAACUUAGUAUAAUCCACUUGUUCAUAUGAGUAAUAGGAUGAUUAGAUGCGACUGAUCCCUCCCUGUGCAGGUCCAUAUUUCUGAGGCGAGAGUGGGGGCUGCUUUGGACAAGUUGGCAUAUGUGGAAACCUUGGUGAAUGACAAACUGCUACAGGAAAAGGACACCAGAGAAAUCAGCUCUGACUGCUCCUCGCUCAGCGCGAGCACAUCCUCCCCAUCUGCAGAGACAAUGAUGAAGCAGCCGCGAAGAAGAGGCUUUAAUGUGUCUGGCCCGGUCCAGCCAUAUCACCCGAAUCUCAAGAAUUUCUGGUACCCCGUUGCAUUCUCCAGAGAUCUUAAAGAGGACACAAUGGUGAGUUAGACAGAUAUCAGCUGCUUUGACCCCAAAAAAAGGGAAAAAAGAGGAGAAAUCUUCUCAUGCUGAUGCCUAAAUUUGGAAUGCUUUCUUCUUUUAGGUACCUAUAGACUGCUUCGAAGAACCGUGGGUUAUAUUCCGGGGAAAGGAUGGAAGACCGGGAUGUGUUCAGAACUCGUGCGCUCACAGAGCAUGCCCUCUUGACCUUGGCUCGGUGAAGGAAGGCAGGAUCCAGUGCCCUUACCAUGGUAGGACAUACAGAUCACAGUGUGCUCAUAACUAUUGUAUCUGGCUCAUAAUUUUAGUUAAUUUAUAGUUAAUUAUUGUAUCUGGCUCAUAAUUUUCUUGUUUGGGGUUGAUUCAGGGUGGGAGUAUUCGACCGAUGGGAAAUGCCAGAAGAUGCCUUCCACAAAAAUGCUCAACGUAAGAAUCAAGUCGUUGCCAUGUUUCGAGCAUGAGGGCAUGAUCUGGGUCUGGCCUGGCAGUGACCCCCCCACCGCCACUCUUCCCUCUCUGCUUCCCCCUCCAGGAUUUCAGAUUCACGCAGAGGUAAACUGGCCAAUUUCCAGAAAAGGAAGGAAACCCAUGUGCAAUUUGUUUGGAUUUUACUUAAAAAUCCUUCAUUUUUAGGUUUGGAAUGAUAAGGUGUAACGAGAUUUAGCCAUAUCUAUUGGGAAUAACGUGAUAUUCUGGCGCCAUCUAUGAUUGUGUGAACAGAUUGUGAUAGAGCUGCCGGUGGAGCACGGGCUUCUUCUGGACAAUCUCCUCGACCUCGCUCACGCCCCAUUCACCCAUACCUCCACCUUUGCAAAGGGAUGGGCUGUGCCGAGGUGGGUUCAUCUCUUCCAGCGAUAAAAUGAAUUACCAUGAAGAACCAGUUUUCCUCGAAUAUUAACCCAACGGUUCUUCCGAAUGGCCUAAAUUAGAAAUGAAAAAAAAAAUUACUUGCUAUUUCUGGCUUAUAUUGAACGGGAAAUUAUUUUUGACUGUGCUGUGAAAACUGCAGCCUGGUGAAGUUUCUGACGCCUUCCUCGGGACUUCAAGGGUACUGGGACCCGUACCCGAUCGACAUGGAGUUCAAGCCUCCCUGCAUGGUUCUGUCAACAAUCGGUAUCUCAAAGCCCGGGAAACUGGAGGGACAAAACACCAGGGAGUGCUCGACGCACUUGCACCAGCUUCAUGUGUGCCUACCUUCCUCGAGACAGAAGACGAGGUUACUCUACAGGAUGUCUCUGGAUUUCGCCCCCCAGCUGAGGCACGUCCCUUUCAUGCACAUCCUGUGGAGAUACUUUGCCGAUAAGGUAACAUAACGCAGACCAUCCCCUUCAGAAUCACCCUCCAUAUAGACUCAUAUAUAUAUGUUUCCUAAAUUUAGCAUAUACUUUUUAGUUAUUCACCUUCUUUGAAUUUUUCAUUGAGAUAUCGUGGAUUUCAAACACCCGUUUAAAUCAAAUGGAUUAUUGAUUAAGAAGUCUAAUUAAAUUUUCUAGGUAGAUAUGUUUUUUUCAACAGAGUCUGAUUAUGGGUAAGUAAUUGGAAAGAUGAGUAAAAGCUUGCGAUUUUGAAUACAACUGAUGAUCUUGAUCUAUGAAUUCCCUUGAUUCGGCCGUGACCCAUCUCUGACUGGGGUCAUCUUGAAUCCAGGUGCUAAAUGAGGACCUGAGGCUAGUGCUUGGCCAGCAGGAUCGGAUGAUCCAUGGGGCCAACGUUUGGAACCUGCCUGUUUCAUACGAUAAGCUUGGGAUAAGGUACCGGCUAUGGAGGGAAUCACUUGAAGGAGGAUCUGAUCAAUUGCCAUUCAACAACUAG
Molecule: messenger RNA, 3123 nt
Organism: Spirodela intermedia
Lineage: Eukaryota; Viridiplantae; Streptophyta; Magnoliopsida; Alismatales; Araceae
Source: the annotation of a GenBank genome assembly